Panicum virgatum (switchgrass) is the source of this 3304-nucleotide messenger RNA. RefSeq lists its product as uncharacterized. Lineage: Eukaryota; Viridiplantae; Streptophyta; Magnoliopsida; Poales; Poaceae. The transcript is spliced from 3 exons. The coding region runs from base 1316 to 3055 and encodes 579 amino acids. The record is from RefSeq and is a predicted model, not a curated record.
CCGAGCCGGAGCGCUAUCAAAAAUCUAAUCCCAAUUCCAACACACUAACCGCUCCGGGCCCGAGUGGGGAACGUUGCCUUUGUUUACAGCUUCUGCUCCAGAAUUUAGAACCUAUCCCACUCCCAGCACCAGCAACACGCAAUCGAGGAAGGAUACACCACGCGUGCCGGGAAGGAACUGAGCGCCAGAGAAAUCAGCGCCAAAGCCAGGUUUUUUUGUAGUGCCAAGCCACUUCUCGGCCGCCGUUGUGGGCUAUCAUCAGUUACAAAGCGUAGUCUAGUAGUCUCCCCACCUUCACAUGGUCCGCGUCUCCUCCACGGCAAUCCCGGCCAAUCUUGCCCACCAGAUCGCACUUCUUUAGCAGAUUUCGGGGCUCCCGCGGCAGUUCCUUCGGUUCGGUUACGCCUCGCUGACGCUCUCUGCUUCCCUCCCUUGGCGGCUUGGCCUCCCAUAACUCGCUGUUGCCGUUCUCUACCAGCCAUUAAUGGCGAGGGGGUGUUACGCCUCUCUCUGUCUGGUCCGGUAGGCGUUCCGGCCCUUUUCCUCGGCCGGUUGUUUCUUAGCUUGCAUGCGUAGGUGCAGGCAGCCGGGCAUGGAAGGAAACUGUAGCGACACGCGUUGCCGAGAGAGUCCCAACCCCGUCUCCAAAGCCAUACAUGCCGUCGUCAUCGUCGUGUUAAUGGAAAGAGACGAGUGUUGUGAGGAGUAAAGGCGGCAGCUUUUCCCUUGACGCCUCUCCCCUUAUUGCCUGCCCCUCUUCCGUUCUCGUAGAAGUCAAGCCGCCUCCUCUCUCGUCUCGUCUCCGUCCUCGUCUUCCCUGGCCGGCCAUCGAGCUUCUGGCGGGGUUUGGGUUGUGCUGUUAGCGCAGAAAAGCUGAGCGCUUUGUCUCUUCCUCUCUGUUCUAGUAAGUGGCCGGGCUUGUGCCUCGGCUUGAUGCUGCUGUAGGUAGUUUCCGUUGAGAGCGGCUUGGUUUAGGUCCUGGGUCCUCUUUCACCUAAUCUUGUUUCUAGUUUCGGUUGGUCAGUCAUCGGCUAGCUCUUGUUGGUUGGCCCAGUUCUUGGACUCAGUAUAUAAUCUCCCGGCCGUCUUCUUCUUCUGUUCUUGUGUGCUCUUCACAUUGGCCCGUCAGUCUUCCUGCUCCUUCCAAGACAAGCUCUGCUCGGAUCAAGAAGAGGAGAACUCAUCUGUGCUGGGAGGUUGGGAGGCAGUGGUUUGCUUCGGACGAGCCUUGGAAGCUCCCUGUCGAUCUCGGAGCCUAAGGUGACAAAGACUUGUUUGACUGCAUUUUCUCCAUAUCUUUAGUUCUUGAACAGAGAUGGAGCUCAUAUACAUGGAUAGGAGAAAUGGAUUACAUGAGGAUGCAAUUCCAGAGUUCAGUGGAAGGACAGAAGAAGAUCAAGACCCAACUGUUGCUGCAUCUGACGUUCAGUCUGAUUUGGGUCAGAUAAACAGCAAGAAACCAUUGCCGUCAGACGAGAAGAAAAGCAGGAGCUGCCAGUCAUGCCACAAAUCACCUUGUUCGUGCAGUGGUGACACAAAUCAUUCAGAUUUGUUCCCUGCACUUCCUGCCAAGAUGAUGAUCUUGGAGUUUCUCAUCAGAAGCCUGAGGCACCCAACAAGAACCCACAAUGUCACCGAUCUUGACGACUUGAUCACUGACAGGGUCAGCCAAGGGAGUGUAAAUCUCUGUCCUUCCGAAAAAAAGGUGCUGGACUCUCUGUAUGCUCUCAUAAGUGCAAAGACAGGACCGAAAAGCGCAUCACCUUUCCUGGCAGGAUCUAAGAUGAGAAAAACUCGGUCCAAAUCACACAUCAUUACACAGUCAGAAAUACUGAAGCUUAUAUCUCCUGAGACAUGGGAAACCUCUUCCCCUGGGACAUCUCCAAUGAAGAAAGGCCCAGCUGAGGUCCACAUCCAUGAGAAGGUGUCACCCUCAUGCUCGCAUAUGACAUCUAUGGGCUCGAAUCAGCCUGUCCUAUCACACUGCCCAUCAUCUCUUAAUGCAGGUCUUAUGCAAUGCAUAUGGAAGGAUGGGCUGCCUCAUUUUGAACUGUCACUUGACGAUCCUGUUGCAGUAUACACUGCAAACCCAAUCAAGGUGCAGGACAAUGAAAGGGCUCUCGACUACGUCUACAUGAUCCAUUCUGGAGAGCAAGGAAGAAAAGAUUGGAUGGGUCAUUCAAGCAAUGUGUCCAGACUUGUGGGCAAGAUGAAGGUGUCAAGUUCUUUAGCGCUAAACUCAGACAAGUCAAGUCUUUUGGAAACUGAGUUUGUGCUGUAUGGUCCUCCAGAUGAUUAUCUGAGGCAAAUGCAUAGUUUCUGUAGUGUUCCAAAAGGAAAGGGACUAGUCAAGAGAGUGACAGAAAUUAUGAGAACAGGAAAUGUUUCCUCUAGCCCUAAACAUCCCUGGAGGUUUGGCAAAUCCUGCUCUCAUCAGUUCGAUGACUUAACUGAAAUACUCGAAGGUGAAAUUAUCAGUGCUAGAGAAUUAGGCCUGACAAACCUCGAUGCUGAUGAUCUGCCAACCAACCAAGAGUUAGCAGCAAUUGUGGUGAGGGAACAACGGAAAAAACGCCAGAAAGAGCCUGUUGUGGGUGGCUGGGGCUUGAAGUUCCUUGAGAAAGCAGGAUUAAAUCAUUCAGAAGGCACUGAAGAUCCUGAUGUUCAGAACAGAAAAGGUGCUGCAAAAUGUAUAACCACAAUUGUUCCCAGAGGUUACCAUGGCGGCGCUGUUUUGAAAAGCAGCGGCCCGUCAGGUCUCAUCGAGAGAUGGAGAUCUAGAGGAUGCUGUGAUUGCGGUGGAUGGGAUCUUGGCUGCCCCAUAAGAGUUCUGAACAAUGAUGGAUGUGCCUCCUUGCCUGAAGAAGAGUCACAGGACCGCAGAUCAGUAGAGCUGUCACUCAAGGGUGCAAAGGAGACAAUGUUAAGGCUUGUCAACAUCACGGAGGACCUGUAUAUCCUCUAUUUCGAGUCGAGUUUGUCACCAUUGCAAUGCUUCUCAACAGGGAUAGCAAUUGUGCACAGCCAGGCACCACAACUUUGCCCAAAACUGUGAAUUGCAAAAGCUUGAUAUAGUGAUAUGUAGAUAGACAAGUAGAGAUAGCAAUAUAUAGAAGAGAUCUGUUGACUCAAUCCAUGCCAACAUUGGUGUGUAUUCCUAUUCCACAUAUUACUAUUAAAUCAAGGUGGAUUUGUGGCCAGGAGGUUUGUUAUUCUCCGAUUUUAAAAUUUCUUAGGUUUGUAUUAUCUGGUUAAGUUCAAAUAUGAAAAAUAUGUGAUAGAUUAGAGGGGUGUUGAUUUUUUU